Molecule: messenger RNA, 6460 nt
Organism: Nerophis lumbriciformis (worm pipefish)
Lineage: Eukaryota; Metazoa; Chordata; Actinopteri; Syngnathiformes; Syngnathidae
Gene: specc1
Product: sperm antigen with calponin homology and coiled-coil domains 1
Molecular function (GO): protein binding
Source: RefSeq, a predicted model, not a curated record
AUACAUCCUAAAAGAGGCCUGUUGUGCCCACAGAGAUGGAGGUCAUGUGGUGAGGAGAACAUUCUUAGCAGGAUUAGGGACAUGUUUAUUUACCAACGUGGAUGUGCUGGACUAAGUGGAAGGGAAAAGUAGCAUCUAAAGAGAGGUGGAAGGAAAUAAAUAGUGUUAAUGUUACAUUCUCAAGACUUGUGGAAGGGCUAGAAAGGUUUACUGUCCAAGCUGAUGUGGACAGAGAAAGACAAUGAACAACAGCCAGAAUGUUUUCUAAUUAAAGUCAGUAUGAACCAGUUAUAAAGCUUUGACGUAACAUGAACGCAACACAACUAUUAAUGCUUAUGGUAUCAUUUAUCAAUAAAUGGCUGCUGAUAAACAGUCUGCUUUAAUCUAAUAGAAUAGAGAUGCUCAAAUAGCUGAACAUGUCAGGGGAUAUAAAAUAUUUUGAUUAAAAAUAUACCCAAAAAAUUGUUUCCAAAGAGAGAGGAUUAUGUAAGAAAAUGACCGGUUAUACAACAUUCCAACUUGGCUUCUAGCUGUAGCUCCUGCUGAAUGCUUAACUCAGCAUUGAAUGUGAAGAAUCUACCAAUGUGAGGGAUGGUUACUAUCAUUGUUCUGCUUGUCCUGGCAUGAGAAGUAGUGGUCGGAGUAGUGGCAGGAAUGGUGUGUAAAUGUGAGUGCGGCCGGGGAAGCCACGCCUCCCGAUUCCGGUACUCAUCACAGCAAUAAUGAUCUGAAUAUAAUGCUGCCUGCUCACCCGCCCGUCGGCAUACCGUACUGUCACUCUUGUGGAGGAUAUAUGUAUUCUCUCGUGUCUUGACGCACACUGGCAGCCACUCACUGAUGGGACACGUAGUCUGCCUCAGCAACGCGCGCAUGCACGCACGCACACACCCACACACCCACACACAAACAGACACAGCGAGAAAGACAGCAUAAAAGGAGACCUGUUGUAGGAAAGAAGAAAUGGAAGAAUCGGAUAUUUCCUCUGUUUCUCCCUCGCUGCGACUGAGCGGUGGUGAUUGUGGAUGCUGAACAAAUGCGACCACGCUGACAACCGAUACACACAUUCAUCACUCCACAGCAGCCACGGAUUGUUGGAUUAGUCGUCUGUGGGAGUCGCGGAUAGAACCAACAUGGGGAACCAAGCAGGGAGACCGGAGGAAACCGAGACAGGUUUUCAAGCAACUAAGAAGUCUGGCAUCCCGACCCCUAGAGAAGUUCCUUCAUCCAUGACAAGGGACCGCAUCUCCUUGAGGGACCAGUUAAAGACCUCCACCUCUAAGAGGAUUGUUUCUAGUGCUAGCACUUCUAGCCUCUCUACCUUGGCAAAACAAACACGUAGUUCAACAAAGUGGCGUGGAGAUGCAGAGGGCCAGGAAAAGGGCCUCCUGGAAUGUCAGGUUAAAGAAUUGUUUGCUGAAGCUAAGGCUAAAGACUUGAUGAUUAGCAAUCUUCGCACUGAGUUGCAACGCUGCCAAGGUAAAGCCUCGACUUCCCCAUCAUCAUCACCUGUCUCUAAGUCACCUCAAGAUCUGUCUACAGAACAUAAUGAAAAUGUUGCAGAGGCUCUUGUACUAGUUGGGGAGCUGAGAGAAAAGAAUGCAAAGUUUCAAAAAGAGCUGGCAAACCUGAGGGAGGAAAACCAAGUUCUCAAGAGAAGGCUUAUGAGUUUUGAGAGCUCACUACCGCCAAGCAGUCCUUCUAAACCUCAGAAAAAUGGCCUGCCUUCAGAGUGCAAUUCUUUUUGUCCACAAUUAGAUCACCUCUCUUCCCCCAGCUUUAAACCUUCUGUCUCUUCUACGUCUUUUAAAGACUCUCCUUCACCUGACUCGUCAGGGUUUGAGAAAAUUCCACGUUUAGAACCCCUCAGCAGCAGUGUCAGCGAUGAUGCCACUGCAGGUAGGCAGGAUGUGUCAGUGCAAAGUCUAACAGAACAGAUUCACAAGAUGGAGGAAAAUCACCAUAGCACUGCUGAGGAGCUGCAAGCCACUCUGCACGAGCUCACUGACCAGCAGCAAGUGGUGCAAGAGCUGACUGCAGAAAAUGAACGUCUUGUUAACGAAAAGCUCCUCCUGCAAACCUCACUUCAGCAGCAAAGGGAACGCUUAGAGCUGCUGGCCAAAAAGAACGAGGCACUCGCAAACCGAUUUCAGGAGCAGGCCCUGGCUCAGUCCUUGAGAGAGGAUAAGUUCAACAGCGAAGGUCCUCGACUUGUCGAACUGGAGCAAAGGUAUGCUGAACUGGUUGAGAGCUCCCGCUUCGAAAGAGAGAAGCUGGUGAACAUUCAGCAGCAGCUAACUAGCGGCCUACGCGCUCUUGAGAAGGAACACCAGGAGGCCCAGGGCCAGGUGCAUUGCUUCAGAGAAGAGAUGGACAGGGUGCACACUCAACUGAACAGGGAGUUAGAAGCCAAAGGUCACGCCGCAGAGUCUGCAGAAGAGCACAAGGCUACAGCAGAUUGUCUCAGACUGGAAAACAUUAGGCUGAAGGCACAGCUGGACAUAGAAAGGCAAAAGAUAGGUCAAAACCUAAUGGUGGGUGACCUGAAGGUCAUGCAGAGUACCAGUGAUUGUACGGAGCUGCAGGACCUGCUGAAGAUAGCCCAUGGGGAGAGAGACCAACUGAAGCAGCAAGUGAGAGAGCUGAGGCAGGACCUGUUGCAAGCCCAAGCUGAGACUGAGCAUGCACAAGCUACCAUGUCCAAGAUGGAGGCUAAAGGCCAGCAGAUCCUGGAGAGAGCAGAGAUAAAGGAGCAGGAGAUGAGCAGUCGAGUGAGUGCUUUGGAGGAGGCGGGGAUCCAGGCUGAAAAACAAGUGAAGGAGAUGAAAGAAACCAUCUUCGAACUGGAGGACCAGGUCGAGCAGCAGCGGGCUGUCAACCUUCACACUAAUCAAACUGUGCUAGACUUGGAAAAUCUUGUUAAAAAGUUGGAGGUGCAGAAAGCUGAUGUAGAACGAAAACUGAAAGUUUUCAGUAAACAAAUGGAGGAGGAAAAGGAUGAGUGGCGUCGGUUCCAGGCUGAUCUCCAGACGGCAGUGGUAGUUGCCAAUGACAUCAAGGUGGAGGCUCAACAGGAGCUGCGUACAGUCCGAAGGAAGCUGCAGGAGGAGCAGGCUCGCAGUGCAAAGCUUUCUGCUAACAUGGAGGUGCUACAAGGUGUCAGGUCUCAAGGUGAUGAUUUAAAAGCGGUGGAAUUUGAGGGCAGCCGUCCGUGGUGUAGCAUGAUCCCGAGCCCACCUGUAGAUACCAAUGGUGAUGCUGACACGGAACCUGGAGCUACUGUCAAGUCCCUCAUUCAGUCCUUUGAUACGGUUGAACACAGUGGACCUGCAGUCCACACAUUUCAAAUCCAAAGCUCACCUCGAAGUCCGCUGAGUGGAAUACCUUUGCGCACAGCACCUGCUGCUGCAGUGUCGCCUAUCCAGAGGCAGUCUCACAUAAAGCCCCUGUCAAAGUUGUUGGAAAAACGCAUCACUCACGGAAACUUUGUUCAUCCUCUCAAUAUUUUAUCCGGCAGCGGGGAAGACAUGAAAUCUAACAUCCUUAUGAGGAAGAGUCCAUCGCUGGAGUCCAUAUUUAAAAGUCCUGCUUCUCUAAGAAACCGCACGGCAUCUUUUAACUGCAACCAGGUCAACAGCAAAUUCAGUGUGGAAAGACAAGACCCCCUGGCUUCACUUGCGCAGGAGUAUGGGGGAUCUAAGAGGAACGCGCUACUGAAGUGGUGCCAGAAGAAAACACAAGACUAUCCGAAUAUUGACUUGACCAACUUCAGCAGCAGUUGGAGUGAUGGCUUGGCUUUUUGCGCCCUCCUGCACACUUAUUUGCCCGCCCACAUCCCUUACCAGGAACUCAUCACUCAAGAUAAGAUUCGGAAUCUGACUCUGGCUUUUCAGGCUGCUGAGAGCGUUGGCAUCAAAACCUCCUUGCAGAACGUUGAGGAGCUGAUGAAGACCGACAGGCCCGACUGGCAGAGUGUCAUGCAGUAUGUCUCACAGAUCUACACCUACUUUGAGACCUGACUCCUGUUUGGUGGUGGUGGGUCGAAGACUUUGACACGUCUGCACUACAUUCAAAGAAUCCACCUGCUGGGUGCUGGCACUUAACUCACUGGGAUGUUGUUGAGCAGCUAAUUUCUAAUCAAAUGGUCUACACGCACACACACACUCACAAUGGUGGGACAUCUAUUUUUACAGACCUUAUCCAAAAAACUGCCACACUAUCUGGGACUUUUUUGGUUUUAUCCACAAUUUCUUCAUUUUCACUUUCUCUUCUCACUCCAUGCAAACUUGUUUGUGCAGUUUGUUGUCACUCUGCCAAAACCCGGCCUUUGCUAUUUGAUCGAUACCUGAUCAAUACAUAAUCAAUACAUGAUCAACACUCUUCAAUGAUGGAAGUGGCUUUAAGUGCGUACUUGCACUCGGCCAUUCGUGCUCCUCUUGUUCCUCUCUCUUUCACUUUUAUUGCAAUUUCUCUGACUGUAGAUCAUUCCCAGUCAGAUUUGUAGACAUACUGUUUAUUUAUAUUGCUAUUAAUUACUUGCAAGAGGAGCAAUCCCAUUCAUUGAAUUAGACAUCGGAAUUAUGCACAUGGGUGAGCAAGUGUGCCUUUUGGAUUAUCAUUAGUCUUUUUAUUUCUUAAAUUAAAUGUGUAAAUUAUCAUUAAAACCUUACGUGAAACGAUCUUGUCAGUCCUUUUAUGUAAGUGGAACCGUGCCCCAGACCACCUUUUCCAAUCGUGGUCCAACGAUUGGCCAGGUGUGAAUACGCCCUUAAAGUAAUGUAAACAAAACAAAAUGCAGGGACUUCUGUUGUUCAUGUGCUGCCAUGGGGGACUUGAAGCGGAUUUAAUACUGAAACAAUUGCUGAAAAGUUUGUGAAAUAUUUGUUUUAUUAGAAGACCUUGCACUCUGCAUUGUUGUAAUACUGGACUACACAUUCAUCAUAUCACUCCUGUGAAGUUAAUUUUUUUUUGCAUCAAGACCGGGCAGCAGUAGUACUGCAGCUGCUUUAUAGUACUGUGCAUUCGGAAAGUAUUCACAGCGCUUCACUUUUUCCACAUUUUGUUAUGUUACAGCCUUAUUCCAAAGAAGAAUACAUUCAUUUUUGGCCUCAAAAUUAUACAGACAAUAAAUACCCUAUAAUGACAAUGUGAAAAGUUUUUUUUUUUUUUUUUUGCAAAUGUAUUAAGAUAAAAUAAAAUACUCACAUUGGAGCGUUGGGUUUUAUCCAGGAUGUCUCUGUACAUUGCUGCAUUCAUCCUUCCCUCUAUCCUGACUAGUUUCCCAGUUUCUGCCACUGAAAAACAUCCCCACAGCAUGAUGCUGCCACCACCAUGCUUCAUUUUAGGGAUGGUAUUGGCCUGGUAAUGAGCAGUGCCUGGUUUCCUCCAAACAUGACACCUGGCAUUCACGCCAAAGAGUUCAAUCUUUGUCUCAUCAGACCAGAGCGUAUCUUGUUUCUCAUGGUCUGAGAGUCUUUCAGGUGCAAUUUGGGAAACUUUUUGCUAAGAAAUGGCUUCCGUCUGUCCACUCUAUAAUACAGGCCUGAUUGGUGAAUUGCUGCAGAGAUGGCUGUCCUUCUGGAAGGUUCUCCUCUCUCCACAGAUGAAUGCUGUAGCUCUGACAGAGUGACCCUCAGGUUCUUGGUCACCUCCCUGACUAAACUAAGAUGAAUGCAGCAAUGCACAGAGACAUCCUGGAUAAAACCCAACGCUUCCCAUCCAACCUGAUGGAGCUUGAGAGGUGCUGCAAAUAGGAAUGGGCCAAACUUCCCAAAGAUAGGUGUGCCAAGAUUGUGGCAUUGUAAUCAAAAAGACUUGAGGCUGUAAUUGCUGCCAAAGGUGCAUCAACAAAGGAUGUGAUUUUUUAGUUUAAAUACAUUUGCAAAGUUUAAAAAAAACAAAAACGUUUUCACAUAGUCGAUAUGGGGUAUUGUGAGUAGAAUUUUGAGGACAAAAUUGAUUAUUCCGUUUUGGAAUAAGGCUGUAACAUAACAAAAUGUGGAAAAAGAAAGCGCCAUCAAUACUUUUCGGAUACACUGUAUAUCUGCAGUACAGAAAGUGAAGUACUUAAAUACAGCUGCUCUUCUCUUUGCAGCUUCCACUCUUUUUGGGUAGUUUGAAAAAAGUAUUUGAAGGGCUUGAGGUUGGCUGCAAAUUAUUUUGCACCAAACUUAUGUAAACGUGCCUUAUUGAACCUUGCUUUAGUCACAUGGGGCUGCCCUCAAACUCUUCCUACAAAGUUGUAAUCAUACAGUUCUUCAAAAGGUAAAUAAAUACAAUUGAGGCUAAAUAUUUAUAGAUAUAUCUGUGUAGUGUAGAUUAAACUGAAGAAAUGCCGUGCAUACUUUUUUUUUUUUUUUAAAGGAAACAAAGCUAUUUAUUUAUUUACACUUCCUAAGGGGUUUGAUUGUAAACAUUUGUGCAUUUUGUUAUUUAAUGAUGUCAAAUUUGAGCUGUUGGAUUA